AUGAAGGGAAGGUCUAAUGACAAGCAAUCGCUUUCUCGGCACAUAAAAAUGUUUUCCAACUUGGUUAAUGAGCGUUAUGGUAUGAAAUUUGAUAAAUUACUUCCCCCUCAUGUUGGAGGCUCAGAAUCAGAUGGGCAUGAUAUGGCAAAAGCGAUAAGCGAUUACCCCGUGAAGGGGGCGCUCUCAAGCAUCAUACCCUUAUUGGAAACCAAGCUGGAUUACACGGCUUAUCUUGUGGCAUUCAUUACAUCAGCUCAUCACUACUCACUUGUUGGGAAAUUUGACGAGGACGAGGCAGAUGCAGUGCUUACCGCGCUUUUCUCAAAGGUUGUGGCGUCUUUCAAUAUUGAAAACGCGACAAGCUCACAUCCUAAGCAAAGUCCAUACGGACGGGUCUUCAACUGCGAUCAGCCGAGCAAUACUUCGCGCAUUUCCCCGAGCUUGGUAGUUGAGUUGAUUCAGUUUUCUGAUGUUACAGGCAACGAUAGCAUGGGAAUAAUCAACACCCUUACUGAAUAUGCAUUAGAUGUCAAGGAAGAGACAGAGGAGAGUGUUUUUCAUGACUUUCUAUUUCCAGUAGCGAACGGCAUUUGCGCACACAUAGAUACGACAGGGCGUUCCUCUACAGGAAGUGAACGGCGAUUUAUCAAACAUAUGUUGACCAAAUAUGUGCGUGACUACGUCAAAAAGGCCCCUCCGUCACCACCACCUGAUUGGCAAAAGAAGACGACCAUCCGAUGUAUCUGCUCCAACUGUGCCUCUCUACGCAUGUUCAUCGAUGACUCGUUCAGCACAACGCAGGAUUUCGCUCUUGGGGGAAAACGCAGGAACCAUUUAGAUCAGCAAGUUGAUAAGACUUUUUUCACUACAACUACCAUUAGAGCCAACCCGCACAAACUGCGAGUUGAAAAAACACAAGCUCUGCUCGUUUCCGACUUUAAAGCUUGGGUCGCACGAGUACAGAUCGCGAACUCUGAACUGGAGCAAUUGUCUCAAAAGGAUUGCCUAGAGGAGAUGCUUGGAAAUCAAUAUCACUCAAUCCUUUCCCACCAAAAUCUCGUACUUCCCGAUGAUCUACCUCCAAUGCCCGCACCCCGUGGUCUCAGAAACGCGGUACAACGCACCGUGCCGGCCAAGCGUCCUUUCGGGCAAUGA
Aspergillus caelatus is the source of this 1155-nucleotide messenger RNA. RefSeq lists its product as uncharacterized. The record is from RefSeq and is a predicted model, not a curated record. Bases 1 to 1155 code for a protein of 384 amino acids. The transcript is spliced from 2 exons. NCBI's taxonomy places the organism in Eukaryota, Fungi, Ascomycota, Eurotiomycetes, Eurotiales, Aspergillaceae.